This is a messenger RNA of Fraxinus pennsylvanica, 660 nucleotides long. The record is from the annotation of a GenBank genome assembly. Lineage: Eukaryota; Viridiplantae; Streptophyta; Magnoliopsida; Lamiales; Oleaceae.
AUGCUAAUUAUGGUGUCUCUCACUCUCCAUUUUCUUUUACUCUUUUCAGUACUAAUCUUCGUCUCAUCACUUCCAGAAUGCCCAAAAUGCGGCAACAUGGACGUCCCAUAUCCUCUUAGCACUGACAAAAACUGCGGAAAUCCCAUGUACAAAAUCCACUGCAAUAAUGGCACCCUACAAUUCUCUUCCGCAGCUGAUCAAGAAUUUCUCUACAAAAUCCUCAGCAUAAACCCUAAUGAACAUAAACUCGUAAUCAGUCCACCCCUCAUCCAAAAAAACACUUGUCAAUCUCCUGAUCUCAGUUUGGGAGGCUUCAAAAUUGAUGAAAACUCUCCUUUCAACAUAUCUUCACAUAAUACAGUGAUGUUAUUCAACUGUUCUGAAAAUAUACUUCUGUCUCCAUUAAAUUGCUCUUCAAAGAGUCAGUGUAGACAGUUUGAGGAGAGGGUUGUACAGGGAAAUGGGUGUAGAAAUACACUGUGUUGUUCGUUUUUGAAAGAUUCGGCGAUGACUUCACAUCGAAUAAGGCUCAGAACUGGAGGCUGCACUGCUUAUACUUCUGUUAUCAAUCUCAAACCUGGAGAUAUUGCUGUUGAUGCAUGGAACUAUGGGAUUCAACUUCAAUGGUUGCCACCUCCGGUUCCGGCCAACGUCCUCUGA